AGAGAACGAACCGCCUGAUAUACUACUACUACUACUCAUAAACUUAAUUUUCACGUCCUAAUUUUAAAAAGGUUAAAUGUUACUCACAUAGACAUAGGCUCCUUAGUCUUCGUGUGUAUAUAUAAGAUCUCUCCAUCUCUCCCUCUGUAUCUACUAAAACAUCGUCCCAAUUUCAUAAAAAGUAGCGUUUGGAUCGAAAAUUUAAGAAGAUGACUUCUUCAUCUAUCACGUUUACUCUUCUUCUUAUUCUUCUUCUUGUUAUUGCAGUAAGCCCAAAUCCGUCGUUAGCCUCCGGUACUAGGAACAACACAGAGGACAGCGUAACGCGGUACAGCACAUACGUAAGAAACGCGUGCAGCGUAACGCAGUACCAGCAGCUCUGCGUCCGAACGCUAUGGCCGUUUGCAGUCGUGGCGAGAAACAAGACGAGCAAGUGGACGCGAGCUAGCGUGGCGGUGACGAUAACUGACACGAAACGGAUCUUGAGAAUCCUGCUCAAAACGAAGGGUUCAGCGGCGGACGAACGCGAGAGGAUCGCGCUGUCGGACUGCCGUGAGCUUUUCGUGGACUCACUGGACAAUCUGUACAAGUCACUCGCCGUUCUCCGGACACUGAACGCCGACGAGUUUCAGCGGCAGAUGAGCGAUCUCGCAACGUGGCUGAGCGCAGCGCUCACGGAUGAUGACACGUGUCUCGAUGGGUUUGAAGAGACGUCGAGCAGAUCAUGGACGGUCAGGAUGGUUAGGAGGAAGGCUACCAAGUGUAUGCAAUUAUGCAGCAACGCGCUCGCUCUCCUCAACAAGCUUUCUUACGAUGGCUUGUAAUCUACUCCUCUAUUUAUUACUUCAUUAGAACUUUAUACAACAAAUCAUACAAACAUAUUGUGAUUAUAUAUAUAUAAUUAAUAUGAUCCACACAAAUUAUCAUGAAUUUAUGAUUUCAUAAAAGUUAAUUGAAUUUCCAUUUGGCCUCGGUUUAUAUUAUUUAUUA
This is a messenger RNA of Camelina sativa (false flax), 990 nucleotides long. The record is from RefSeq and is a predicted model, not a curated record. NCBI's taxonomy places the organism in Eukaryota, Viridiplantae, Streptophyta, Magnoliopsida, Brassicales, Brassicaceae.